Cuscuta campestris is the source of this 2154-nucleotide messenger RNA. NCBI's taxonomy places the organism in Eukaryota, Viridiplantae, Streptophyta, Magnoliopsida, Solanales, Convolvulaceae. The record is from the annotation of a GenBank genome assembly.
AUCUUUGGUAUCCCCGGUUGCACCCAAAUUGUGUACAACUGGUUGUGAGAUGGCGAAGCAGAAAAGACGAAGUGGAACAAAGCAAUUGGCGAAGGGAACAAAUUGACGAAGGGGAAUAGAGAGAUCCAAGAAACUAACCUGGGAGAAUGGUUCUCGACGGUGGCGGUGAGCUGUGUUCUUGACCUAAAAACAAAUUCCUAAAAUUGCCUCUUGAUUAUGUCCAUUGCCUGAUAUGUGAUUUGAAUUGCCGAUUUCGUCGCUACAAAUUAGCAGUUUAGCGCGAUUCCAGAAGCAAUGGGGUUGAAAACCGUUAAGGUUGAGAAGAAAUUUAAUGUUUCAUUUGGUAAAUGCAAAACCGGUUACGGUAGUGCUUCGGAGGGUAAUAAGAGUGGGAGUAAGCCUGAUGUUAUCUCGUUCAACGGCGAGUCUGUGUUUGGGACUGGAAGGAGAGAUAGGAAGGAAAUGCCAAAGUUUAUGGGGGAUAGUCAUAUCAAAUCUCCGUCUUCUGGUGGGAGAAGGAAGAGAAUUUCUUCUAGUGAUGGAAGAUCAUUUGAUGCUGAUAUUGGGUUAGGGAGCAAAACGAAUUUUUCUGGGAAGAGCAGGGAUAAGAUUAGAGUUGAAUUGCAUUCAGGAAAGCAAAGAGAAAAUGGAGAAUAUCGUGUUUAUGGGAAGUCGAGUAGGGGGGAUACUUUGUCAGAAGGUAGAAAAGCCCGGGAAAGUGAGUUCCUCAACAAGAAGACACUGAGAGCUAAACCUGAAACUUCAAUUAAAGGUCAUAGCUUUGAGGAUUCCAGGAGAAGCGAGAAUGGAAAAAGAAAACCCGAAGUGAGAACUAAUGCAAAUAAGAAGGAAAAUGAGCAAAAAGUUGAGCCGUUCAAGAAAUCUUUUAAGAGAAAUCUUAAGGACACAAAGAGGUCAGCAGAUGAUGAAGACAUAACAGAGAGACCUAAGAAGAAAAAGAAAAGAAUCCGCAUUGAUCCUCAUGAUGGUUCAAACAAGAGGCUUGAAGAUGACAUGUCUAUAAAUGAUAACAAUAAUAAUAAAAAGAAGAAAGAAGGUAUAGAGCAAACAAGUAACGUUGGAAUGUCAAAGAAUGCACAGUUUCGUGCCAUACGGCCUAGCCCUUCCAUCCUGUCCUUUGUGGAAGAGAAUUUAUUGGGCCGUAGGCGUGAAAUUGAGUUAAGAAGGGCGGGUUACAACGUUGAUCUUUCUGUGCCUUUAGAUAAUAUACCAUCAUUGUCAAGCUCAACUCCCACUUCAGAAAGGCAACAGAUUGAAGAACCGGUAUUUAGGAACAAAUUGACUUUUUUCGCUGCUGCAAAGGUUGCUUCAUCUUUUCCCCCACCGGAUCUCCCAGAAAUUGCAUUUGCAGGAAGAUCAAACGUUGGGAAAUCAUCUCUGCUAAAUGCAUUGACUAGACAAUGGGGUGUUGCACGAACAUCAGAUAAGCCCGGACUAACUCAAACUAUUAAUUUCUUCAAUCUUGGGAAAAAGCUAUGUCUGGUUGAUUUGCCUGGAUAUGGUUUUGCCUAUGCCAAAGAAGAAGUGAAGGAAACUUGGCAGGAGCUUGUGAAAGAGUAUGUCUGCACAAGGGUUGGUCUUGAAAAAGUAUGUCUUCUCAUUGACGCAAAAUGGGGUAUGAAGGCAAGAGAUUAUGAACUUAUCGAAAUGAUGGAAAGAGUUAAAAGAAAAUAUCAGAUUAUUUUGACCAAGAGUGAUACUGUAUUCCCAAUUGAUGUGGCACGCCGUGCAAUGCAGAUUGAAGAGAACCUCAAGGCGAACAAGUCAGCGGUUCAACCUCUGAUGAUGGUCAGCUCAAGAUCUGGUGCAGGCAUUAGAAGUUUGAGAACAGUGCUGACUAAGGUUGCGCGGUUCGCAAAACCAUAGACAGAAGGUAUUUCCAGGACAGCUUGGCAUUGUUUUUUCGUUUCGUUGGGUCUUUUUUUUUUGCAAUAGGGAAAAAAAGGAAAGAGAUCCAUGUUCUGUGUUUGGCAGAAGUGCUGUUUCUGAAACAAAAGCGACCAAAACGAAAACCAAAACGAUACUCGGAAUGAGAAGUUUCAGCAAUCAUUAGCUGUGUUACUUCUAAUAUUAGUCUGUUUUGAGACCCCGAAACUUCAAAAACACGCGAAGUAUUAAAGAAAAGGGUUCGUU